Schistocerca cancellata (South American locust) is the source of this 1497-nucleotide messenger RNA. RefSeq lists its product as uncharacterized. The transcript is spliced from 2 exons. The record is from RefSeq and is a predicted model, not a curated record. Gene Ontology annotation, molecular function: nucleic acid binding. Bases 555 to 1481 code for a protein of 308 amino acids. NCBI's taxonomy places the organism in Eukaryota, Metazoa, Arthropoda, Insecta, Orthoptera, Acrididae.
CGCCUCAGUUGCAGGUGUGAGCUCGUUAGUGGGUGUUGUACAGCGGCGAUCUGUAAAGACACUUGAAAGACUGGUUGUUGAUUAUUAGACAUCACAUACGGCUGUCCUUAUUAUGUCAUCCACGGAUUCAGCGAGCGGGGUCGACGUGUCAGUUUUGAGUCCACCAAAGAAGCGAGCAAAAAAGAAAUCAUUAAGUUCUUCUGAGAAGCACAUGGUGCUUAAUGUGUAUAAAACGGAACUUUUACAUCCAGAGCAGUCGAUGAGUGAUAUUGUUUCUAAAACAGCUGCAGCUACAGCUGUUGGACGUUCGUCAGUGUAUCGUGUGAUAAGUGAGUACAAGGCCACACACUCUUUGAAGUCUACCAAGAAAGGAAAAUUACGACAAUCUUUCUGAAAAUGUUGAUGACUUCGAUAGAAAAGCGAUACGAAGGAAAGUACACGAAUUUUUUUUUCGUAACGAAUUGCCAUCAAUUGACAAAGUGGUUACAGUCGUGAACGAAGAUGCAGAUCUGGCCAAUUUUCAGAGAACUACAUUUUAUAAGUUAUUGAGAGAAAUGAAUUUCAUAUAUGUCCGGCGUACGCGCGAUAGCAUGCUAAUAGACAGGGAUGACAUCUUUUUAUGGAGGUGGCGUUAUCUUCGAACCAUUAAACGGUUGAGAGAUGAAGGCAGACCCAUUUACUAUUUGGACGAGACGUGGGUGAACGCAGGACAUACCCGCAGUUACGUGUGGGUAGAUGACACUAUAAAUUCCUCAAAACGAGUGUUUCUGUCCGGGUUAUCCACCGGAAGCAAAAGCCCAUCAGGUAAAGGGAAACGUCUGAUUAUCGCACACAUUGGCAGCAAAGCAGGGUUCGUUGAAGGAUGUUUGUGGACUUUCGAAUCCAAGAAAAGUGGAGAUUAUCAUGAGAAGAUGUGCGCCGAAACCUUCGAGAGGUGGUUUCAAGAUGUUCUUCCUCGGCUUCAGGAAAGUGCAGUUAUUGUUCUUGAUAAUGCGCCGUACCAAUCUCGGAGAAAAGAAAAAGUUCCCAAUGCGAAUUCCAAUAAGCACGAAAUAUCAGAGUGGCUAAAAUCUAAAAACAUCGAUUUCGAAGACGGUAUGUUGAAGAAAGAACUUUUAGAUAUAGUUAAAAAUCACAGAACAGCGCACAACGAAUACGCAAUAGAUGAAAUGGCGAAUAAUGCAGGGAAAACAGUUCUCAUAAUUCCUCCGUGCCACUGUGAAUUAAACACCAUCGCGUUAGUGUGGGCCAGAAUCAAAGGCUAUGUUGCAGCGAAAAGGAAAACAUACAAAAUGCCGGAAGUUAAAGUACUGCUAGAAGAAGCAGUAAGAACAGUGACGGCAGAAGAUUGGAACAAGUGCGUCCUCUAUGUCGUAGAAAAAGUGGAAACUCAAAUGUGGAAAUUAGACUGCAUUAUAGAAGAGAGAGAGGAGUGGUUUGUUAUAAAUCUCAAUGAAAACAGUUCAAGUUAUACAGAGUGAACCUUGUUUCGUCAUU